Messenger RNA from Exophiala viscosa, 996 nucleotides. RefSeq lists its product as uncharacterized. The transcript has a single exon. NCBI's taxonomy places the organism in Eukaryota, Fungi, Ascomycota, Eurotiomycetes, Chaetothyriales, Herpotrichiellaceae. Bases 173 to 925 code for a protein of 250 amino acids. The record is from RefSeq and is a predicted model, not a curated record.
CAGAAAUUGUUUGUACCUCACCAACGCUCACCACCUCGGUUGACCUUCCCAGUGCAUCAAACGCUGUCCUUAGGUCGUCGAUAUCGUUCUCCAACUGGAACUACUGUACUCCGUAAAUGCCCUCCCUUUCCAUACUUCUUUGACCAGUAUUACUGGACAUCAUACAUUCAAGAUGGUUGUCGCCGGGCUUCGCAGCCUACUGCUGCUUCUGCUCUACAGCUUGACGGCUCUUGCUGCAAGUACCACCGGCACCACCAGUGACGCAUCCAAGUUACCCAGAUCAGUCACUCUCUCGUACGAGUUGAUCGGAUCCUCUUCGAUCUCACCGUUGGUGACAGUCUUCUACGAUCCCAAGACCCUGAAGCAUGCUUUGUCCGAGUGGUCACCUCCAACAUUAGAUUCUCCGGAGUCCACGAGUCCUGAGCCCACCUCUUCUCGACUGCUCCGAAUCCUCCUCCCUAAUGGCAGCUCCACUAUCACGACACUCGACACGUUCAGCGAAGAUGUCCAUCAGAAGAUUGAUCUCUGGAUCUCUCCAGAGGACGGCUCGGUAUUCUCGGCUUCUGUGUCAAGCUUAUCUCCUCCACCCUUGUCACCAGAAGAAGAGCGUUAUAGGAAGAAGGUCGAAAGAGCUAAGGCGAAAGGGAAACCCAUACCAGCAAGGCCUCCAGUCCCAAACACGAAGAAGGCCCGAGAGGAAGCUGCAAAACAACUUGCGCUAUAUGAACCUAUCAAGGUCAACCUCAUCACUUCCGCACCUGGUCCUGCGCCGUCCUUGAAUACUCGGAAACCGCCUCCCGUGGACGCCGAAGGAAGGGAGCUUGCACAAGAGGAGCAGCCGGAAAAGAGCUUCUUUCAGAAAUACUGGUGGGUCUUCUUGAUCGGUCUCAUGCUCAUAAUGACCGCUGGUGGAGGAGAGAAAUAAGCUGCAGGCAACAGCAGACACCAUUAGGAAGGCUUCCGAAGACAUCAUGUACCGAAUGGCUACCAAGCUCA